Molecule: messenger RNA, 2921 nt
Organism: Eptesicus fuscus (big brown bat)
Lineage: Eukaryota; Metazoa; Chordata; Mammalia; Chiroptera; Vespertilionidae
Gene: PANX2
Product: pannexin 2
Exons: 3
Coding region: 30-2063 (677 amino acids)
Biological process (GO): monoatomic cation transport; positive regulation of interleukin-1 production
Molecular function (GO): channel activity
Source: RefSeq, a predicted model, not a curated record
CCCGCGCCCCCCGCCCUCGCGCGCCCCCCAUGCACCACCUCCUGGAGCAGCCCGCGGACAUGGCGACGGCGCUGCUGGCGGGCGAGAAGCUGCGCGAGCUCAUCCUGCCGGGCGCGCAGGACGACAAGGCGGGCGCGCUGGCCGCGCUGCUGCUGCAGCUGAAGCUGGAGCUGCCGUUCGACCGCGUGGUCACCAUCGGCACCGUGCUCGUCCCCAUCCUGCUGGUCACCCUGGUCUUCACCAAGAACUUCGCAGAGGAACCCAUUUACUGCUACACCCCACACAACUUCACCCGCGACCAGGCGCUGUACGCCCGCGGCUACUGCUGGACGGAGCUGCGGGACGCGCUGCCCGGCGUGGACGCCAGCCUGUGGCCGUCGCUGUUCGAGCACAAGCUGCUGCCCUACUCGCUGCUGGCCUUCGCGGCCAUCAUGUACGUGCCCGCGCUGGGCUGGGAGUUCCUGGCCUCCACCCGCCUCACCUCGGAGCUCAACUUCCUGCUGCAGGAGAUCGACAACUGCUACCACCGCGCCGCCGAGGGCCGCGCGCCCAAGAUCGAGAAGCAGAUCCAGUCCAAGGGGCCGGGCAUCACGGAGCGCGAGAAGCGCGAGAUCAUCGAGAACGCGGAGAAGGACAAGAGCCCCGAGCAGAACCUGUUCGAGAAGUACCUGGAGCGGCGCGGGCGCAGCAACUUCCUGGCCAAGCUCUACCUGGCGCGCCACCUGCUCAUCCUGCUGCUCAGCGUGGCGCCCAUCUCCUACCUGUGCACCUACUACGCCACCCAGAAGCAGAACGAGUUCACCUGCGCGCUGGGCGCGUCCCCGGACGGGGGCCCGGCGGGCGGCGCGGGCCCGGCGGUGCGCGUGAGCUGCAAGCUGCCGUCCGUGCAGCUGCAGCGCAUCGUGGCGGGCGUGGACAUCGUGCUGCUCUGCGCCAUGAACCUCAUCAUCCUCGUCAACCUCAUCCACCUCUUCAUCUUCCGCAAGAGCAACUUCAUCUUCGACAAGCUGCACAAGGUGGGCAUCAAGACGCGCCGCCAGUGGCGCGGCUCGCAGUUCUGCGACAUCAACAUCCUCGCCAUGUUCUGCAACGAGAACCGCGACCACAUCAAGUCGCUCAACCGCCUGGACUUCAUCACCAACGAGAGCGACCUCAUGUACGACAACGUGGUGCGGCAGCUGCUGGCGGCGCUGGCGCAGUCCAACCACGACGCCUCGCCCGCCGUGCGCGACGCGGGCGCGCAGACCGUGGACCCGAGCGCCGACCCCGCGCAGCCCGAGGGCGCCGCCGAGCCGCCCGUGGUCAAGCGGCCCCGCAAGAAGAUGAAGUGGAUCCCCAGCAGCAACCCGCUGCCGCAGCCCUUCAAGGAGCCGCUGGCCAUCAUGCGCGUGGAGAACAACAAGGCCGACAAGCCCAAGCCCGUGCGCCGCAAGACGGCCACCGACACGCUGAUCGCGCCGCUGCUGGACGCGGGCGCGCGCGCCGCGCACCACUACAAGGGCGGCGGCGACGCGGGCCCCGCCCCCGGCCCGCCCCCCGGCCCCGACAAGAAGCCGGCCCGCCACUUCUCCCUGGACGUGCACCCCUACGUCCUGGGCGCCAAGAAGGCCAAGCCCGAGGCCUCGCCCGCCUCCCUGCCCGCCUCCCGCAGCCAGGAAGGGGGCUUCCUGUCCCAGGCAGAGGAGUGCGGGCUGGGCCUGGCGGCGGCCCCCACCAAAGACGCUCCGCUCCCUGAGGAGGACAUCCUGUACCCAGCAGAGCCGGCCCGGGCCGUGCUCCCCGCCGGCGGCCCGUUCCGUGUCUGCUCGCCCCCCGCAGUCCCUGCCACGGCCCCUCUGUCACCCGCCGGCCUCGGCAAGCCCGACCCCCUCGCCAUCCUGAGCCGCAACGCCACCCACCCGCUGCUGCACAUCAGCACGCUGUAUGAGGCCCAGGAGGAGGAGGACGGGGGGCCCCGGGCACCCCCAGACAUGGGGAGCCUCAUCGCCAUCCCCCCGCCCCAGCAGAUCCUCAUCGCCACCUUCGAUGAGCCGAGGACCGUAGUGAGUACCGUGGAGUUCUGAGGGCGCAUGGCUGCCAGGCCCCCCCGGGGGACCCUCUGCAUGACCAGGGUACACAGCCGCCCCAGCACUGCCCGCCCCAGCCUCCCACCCGCAUGCCUAGGGGCUCAGCACCUGUCCCUCCCCCUCUGUGGCAUUGUUGGGGUGCUGGCUGGGCCAGGGGCUGGCCGUGAGCCCCCUCCCCUGCAUCAGGCGCUCGCUGUGGGAUGAAGAGUUUAUUUUCUUAGUUCAUUUUGUCUUGGGCCCAGGAUGCUGGCCAGAGGGGAUGGUCUGUGGGGGACGUGUGGGUCCGAGGUGUAGAAGGAAGCUGGGGGCAGGGCACCACAGGCCUGGGACGCACAGCGCUGAGCCACACCGUGCUCCUGGCUUGCCCUGGCAGGGGCCGGAAGCCCUCGGGUCAAAGGUCAACAUGCACUUUCUCCUUGUACCCCGACUACCUGUACGUCACUAUGGUUACUGUAACCCGCAAGUAUCUCUCUCGUCAGGAGACUUAGGGUGCAUUUAAAACAAAGGGUGUGUGUGUGUGGGUGUGUGUGUGUGUGGCCAGAGGGGGAGGGCGCCUGUGUGCAAGUAGACACGUGGGUGAGCGUGCAAAGCAUGCGUGAGUGGGCACCAGCGUGUAAGCAAGUGUGUGUGAGCGGGCCCAGGCGAGCGUGCACGUGUCAGCCCAGGCACGGGCGCCGGCGCGUGAGCAAGGAAAGGAGUCCAACGCAAUAACCACGUCCCCACCCGGGCCGCAGCCCCUGGCCUCGGGCCCACGCCGCGUCCCGUGGGGGCGUCCCGUGGAGCCGGGCCAGCGCGGCGGGUCUGUCCCUAUUACCUCAGCCACGGCAACAACGUGACAGUAUGAACAAGGUAGCA